Molecule: messenger RNA, 640 nt
Organism: Saprolegnia diclina VS20
Lineage: Eukaryota; Oomycota; Saprolegniomycetes; Saprolegniales; Saprolegniaceae
Exons: 4
Source: RefSeq, a predicted model, not a curated record
CAUGUCGACGAACCAAGAGGACGACCCGUCGCGCGAGCUUACCAAGGCCGAGAUUCUCCGCUUGUGCCGGCACAAUCGCAUCUUGGUGUCGGCCGCGCGGCAAAAGAAGCUGCAAGCCGACCUCUCGGGCGCUGCACUCACGGCCGCCGAGAAGGCGCGUCAGAACCACAUUGACUUUGUCUCGGACCUCACAGGCCCUGGCGUUGUAGUCGAGGUCCUCACCGAGACGACCCGGGGCUGGACAACGCGCGUUGGCUUCGAGAAGCACUGGGUCUAUAUGGACGUGACGUACUCGACCUUGGCGUGGCGGCUCGCGACGUGGCUCUGGGGUACACCCCCGGCGCGGCCAAUGGAAAAUGCCUUUGAGCUCGACCCGCGACACAUGCAUCUCACGCGCGUCAUCACGUUGCUCCCAAAGAUGCUUGCAAAUAGUGACGAAGAGGCGUCUCCGUGUCUUCUAAUCGAAGACGACGCACAUGUCAAGCUCACGCUCCUCUGCACGUCCAAAGAAGAGCAGGCGCGCGUGCUUGAUAGCUUGAUGAAGCUCGUGCAGCACGCCAAGAACCGCGCCGAGAUCAACAAUAUACAGAGCGACGACGAUGGAAACAACCCCGACGACAACAAGCCCAAAAGAGAAUAA